GAAGGUCCGCCCUCGCGCCCGCCCUUCCCGGCGUGCCGCGGGCGCCAUGGAGCAGGCGGCCGUGCUGCGCGUCAGGCGGAAGCGCGGCGGGCCCGAGCCGGCCGAGGCGCUGCUGCUCGCCUGCAAGCGGCUGCGCACGGACAGCGGCGCCCAGCCCGUGGAGAGGAACCUCUUCAAGCUGGUGGCGACCGUGUCCUCCAAGAAUGAACCAGUUCAGAAAUACGUUCAAGAAGUGAUCACUCGAGACAAAGCAGCUCAAAGUCUGCGACCCUCUUUAGGAAGCACUCAGCGAAUCAUUCAGGAACUUCGUUCUUCCAAGGAAGUGAAAAGGAAGGAAAACCGUUAUCGCGUUGUAGCCAGCCAUCGACCGAACUGCACUGAAACAGCUGCACCUGUCGUAAAUGGUGAGGCUUCGAUUGAUGGUGCCACGUCAGAUGCUGAGGAAGAUGCAUCACGAGAGGAGAGCAGUGCUGCAGAUAAGGGGUCGGACUGCUGUGGGAAAUUCCAGUUGUUUGAUAUUGAACAAGAAGAGGAGGUGGCAGGAGACGUCAGUGUAACUGCUUCAAACCCACAGCAGAAGACCGAUCCAGAUGUAAUUCUUUGCAAUGCAGCAGAGAUGAUCCGUGAGCGUUUAAAUGUUUCUGAAGAUGGUAAAAAAGAACACCCUGAGAAAGAAGAUGAGUAUGUUUAUGACAUCUAUUAUAUGGAAACAUCAACUCUGGGUUGGAUCCAAAAUAUCCUUUCUGUACAGCCCUAUAGGGAAGAAUAUGAACUGGUAGAUGAUGAUCAUGUUCCAGGGGAAAUAUAUGAAGACGAAGAUGAUGAAAAUGAUGAAAAUAACUGGCGUAAUGAUUAUCCUGAUGAAGAUGAAUUCUUACCUGAGGAAGAUGGUGAUGGAGAAAGAGAUUCUGAAGAGAGCUUCAGUGAUGAGGACCAAUGUUACAGGAGAAGAACAUGGAAUAAAUACCGAGAGGAUAUUAUACGGGAAUUUGGAUACGAUGAGAUGCAGGAUUUGGAUUCUGACUAACAGCCGUUUUUUUGAAGGUGAAAUGCCUACUGAAGAUGAAAUUCUACAGUAGCAGUAGAACUGAAAAUCCAGAUGGCUGCUGAUGGCUGUUCAUAAGAAUGUUGAACUAAAGAAAAACCUGGAAAACCACUUUCCAGUAAAAGUUAUUCUCAUUAGGACAGCAGGAAACCAGUAGUUACAUGGAUGAGCUUUCAGCUAAAUUUUUGCCUGUCUGGCCACCUGAAACUGUUGGGUGAUGAGCAUGGUUCAGCCUAACACUUCCUGACUAGGGUUGAGUAUUAGAUACUAGAUUUGGAUUCCAGUAAAAGCUAAAACCUUUUACUAUCUGAGCAGCCAACUUAGCUGGGUGUGAAUAUGCCACUUCACAAUAUAAAUUCCCAUUCCAAGCAAAAGAUACUAUAUGCUUUAAAGUAGAUUUUUCUUCCCAUUCUGUAAUGCUGAGGUUCUGAAUGUUUGGUUUGUUUUUUUUAAAGCUGCCAUGUCCAAGCAUUUUUACCUGUACUGACAAUAUCUCGACCUUAUAUAUGUUACAUAUGGCAGCACUGUUGGCAGCACUGUUGGCAGCAGCCCUUUUCAUCAUGACUGAUGUGUCAGAUUUCACAAGAUCAACAAGGCGAAGUCCUGGAAAAAGGCAUUCUCUCCCAGUGCUUUCUACUGUACUUAUUCCUAAGUUUCAAGUUACCUUCUUUACAAGUGUUUGAGCAUAUGAAAUGCCUUGAUUUUUCUGUUUUAGUGAUGGAUCUCUCUCCAGUAAUUUUACUAUCGGAGUAGAACAACAUAUGUGCAUUUACAUUGUAAAUAAAGAAUUUUUGACUAA
Messenger RNA from Columba livia (rock pigeon), 1844 nucleotides. RefSeq names its product solute carrier family 7 member 6 opposite strand (gene SLC7A6OS). The coding region runs from base 47 to 1027 and encodes 326 amino acids. The transcript is spliced from 5 exons. Lineage: Eukaryota; Metazoa; Chordata; Aves; Columbiformes; Columbidae. The record is from RefSeq and is a predicted model, not a curated record. Gene Ontology annotation, biological process: developmental process.